Haemonchus placei is the source of this 297-nucleotide messenger RNA. The record is from the annotation of a GenBank genome assembly. Lineage: Eukaryota; Metazoa; Nematoda; Chromadorea; Rhabditida; Trichostrongylidae.
AUGUCCGCCUUACGCGGGCACAAAUCCCGUGUCACGACGGCUAUCGGAACGUUAACCAAGAUGAUUUCAGCCGUCGAUUCUUCCUACUUGACCGCACCCGACACUACUUCUACUCCAGAAGUUCAAAUGCGAAACAUCCUUCGUCGUCGAGGAGCAAUAUCAGCCGCCAAGUUCGCAAUCGAAAGAGCAUUGGAAAUCCUCAAGGAACGUUAUGAAGCACUACUACUAUACAUUCAGACUCAGCCAGAUCGCGCAUCUGUCAGUGAAGAAGUUGAUCAAUUCUGGAAUGAAAUUUAA